UCACACACAUCCAUGCCCGAGGCAAGAUUCGAACCUGCGACCAUAGCGGUCACGCAGUUCCAGACUGAAGCGCCUAGAACCGCUCGGCCACCAACGGCCGGCCCACACAUGUGCAGUUGCGCGUAUUUCAGUGUGGCAGUUGCCGUUAGAGUGUUAGUUGAAUUCGAGACAUGGUGAUCACAGUUUGUACACAGUUCGUAUGUGCAUGUUCGCAAGGCAUCACUGUGACAUUCCAUGAAGUUUUUACAAACUAACAUGUAAAACUACUAUAUAUGUUAAAGCAAAAUACAUUUCAUUAUUGAUUAUUGUGUGUCAUGGAAAGUAUUGCAUUAGCUGUCCUUGUGCGACGUGUCGUCCUUUGCAGUUCAUGUUCAUAAUGCUUACAAUAAUAACGCAAAGGUAAGCUUUGUUUUGGUAGUUUGCACAACGUAAAUGUUAUUGCAUGUCGACAUCACUAUUCACAGAUUUGCCAAUCGAUAUAUGGGCAUGUUCACUUCUUGCACUGUUUAUUUUCACUGAUAAAGGUCGAUUCACAAUUAACGGAACGUCUCCGUCACGUCCGUCACGUCAAAACAUUCUUCCCUGUGUUUCUAAUGGCUAUGUUCACACUCGACGUCUGCGUCCCGGAACGUCUCCGUCACGUCAACGUCACGCAUUCUUUCGGAGAAUGUUUCCCGUUAUGAUGGUGAGUUGACGUGAUGUAAAUCUCUGGUUUUCGAAGGACUGCCUCCAUGUUUUUGCUCGGCCCCUGUUUAUAUAUUUUGGAAAGCGGGAGGUUAGGUAGAAGUGGUUCGAAAACUUUGCUUGUACCUAACAUGUAAGAAUCAAUUUUUUAUAGUUCCGAGUUUCUCUUUGUUAUUUAUUCUAAUUACAAGUAAGUUCCGGUGUUUUCUAUUGUAUUUAUUAUUUUGUUUAGAUAAUGGAGUUCGAAGAGUAUUUGAUUGAAUUGGUUCGUUCUCAUUGAGAGCUAUAUAAUAUGACUGAUAGGAGAUAUAGUGAUUCCGUUUGGAAAGAAACACUGUGGAAGGAAAUUGGAGAAGAGAUGGGGCGUCCAGGCCCUGAAUGCAAGCGACGAUAGGUGUCACUGAGAGACCAAUUUGGAAAAUGUGUUAUUAAAAAAACAAAUAGUGGACAAGCUGCCAUACCCAAGAAGCCAUUGAAGUAUGAGGAGAUUAUGGCUUUCCUGCGCCUGGAGCGGGAAACAGUUUCUAUCAUAACUGUUGAUAUUUGUUCAGAGGAUGAAUCAAACAGUGAGGUGUCAUCACCUAUUCCGGACACUGAAAAUAACAGUGAUUUGAGGUCAGAGACAAGCAGGCCUGUCAUGCAAAAGCGUAGUCAAAGUGGCAAUAAGAGGAGAAAUACAGACUCUGCAUCUACUUCUCUGAUGAAUUAUAUUCUAGCGACACAGCCAAAGGAAGAUCACAUUGACAGUUUUCUUUCAGGGAUAUGUGCCAGUAUAAAAAGACUGUCCCCAUUGCGGCAAAUACAAGCUAAAGACGAAAUUUACAGAAUAGUGUCUGAUCUAGAAAGGGAUCAAGUGUGUGAAAAUAUUAAUAGUGAUACAUCGUGAACAGUGCUGUUUGUUACACAGUUUGG
Schistocerca americana (American grasshopper) is the source of this 1596-nucleotide messenger RNA. RefSeq lists its product as uncharacterized. NCBI's taxonomy places the organism in Eukaryota, Metazoa, Arthropoda, Insecta, Orthoptera, Acrididae. Gene Ontology annotation, molecular function: DNA binding. The transcript is spliced from 2 exons. Bases 1175 to 1570 code for a protein of 131 amino acids. The record is from RefSeq and is a predicted model, not a curated record.